Molecule: messenger RNA, 393 nt
Organism: Rotaria socialis
Lineage: Eukaryota; Metazoa; Rotifera; Eurotatoria; Philodinida; Philodinidae
Source: the annotation of a GenBank genome assembly
AUGCUAAAUGAGAUAAAAUCUUCAUCAGUAUUUCAAGGAGGACAACGUCAAACAAAACCAAUGCGUCGUUUUCUUCGAAAAUUUUCUAAUGAUUGGUCGAUGGAUUUUUCAGCAAUGUUAGCGUACAAUUUAUUAAUUACUCUUCUUCCAAUUGCUGUUGCAUUAUUUGGAAUUUUGGGUUUAGNAUAUUUAAGUUAUAUGCAUGACGAACAUGGUGUUGGAGAUCAAAGAAGACCUUUGUGUGAACAUAAAACCGAUAUACAACCAACAACAGCAACCGAAAGAGCAAUGACAAGUCAAUCAUCACCUAGACAUAUAUGGUUUAAUAAAUUAUGCCCAUCAAAAACAACUUCAUCAACAGAACAAGACAGAGAAGGACAACAUAUGAUUUAG